This is a messenger RNA of Girardinichthys multiradiatus, 1703 nucleotides long. RefSeq names its product U4/U6 small nuclear ribonucleoprotein Prp4-like. The transcript is spliced from 12 exons. Gene Ontology annotation, biological process: mRNA splicing, via spliceosome. NCBI's taxonomy places the organism in Eukaryota, Metazoa, Chordata, Actinopteri, Cyprinodontiformes, Goodeidae. Gene Ontology annotation, cellular component: U4/U6 x U5 tri-snRNP complex. The coding region runs from base 229 to 1650 and encodes 473 amino acids. Gene Ontology annotation, molecular function: U4 snRNA binding; protein binding; U6 snRNA binding. The record is from RefSeq and is a predicted model, not a curated record.
ACACCACCUCCGAUGUGAGCCGUUCUGAAGAACCAAGUUGACGAAAGGUUCAAAGGGCAUUGGAUUAUGCGGCACAGGCGGCCCAGUCGGGCCACGUGGUGGACUGCGAACAAAGAAACAUAGCAGCCGCUCUCAGUAGCAGUUAGCUCCUGCUACCCGUACUGGCAUGCAGGAAGGGCUGGACUAACAAUACCGGAGUUUACACACUAGGAGCAGAAACGAUUUAAAAUGUCAGACGAGGAGGAUAUGGCUCCAGCCAUGAAGAAGAGUCGUGUUUUCUAUGGCAGCCUGGAGGAGAAGGAGCGAGAGCGCCUGACCCUGGAGGCAGCGAGCAGUGCAGUUACAAGAAAUGAUGCGGUGAAGGCGGGCAUUAAAGCAGGAAACAUCAACAUCUCAUCAGGAGAGACCAUGGAGAUGGAGGAGAGGGUCAGCGAGCGGCAGCAGGAAGCGCUUGCUGAGUUUGAGCGGCGCCGGCGAGCCAGGCAGAUCACCGUUUCAACCGAUGAUGCUGAAGUUAAAGCGGGUCUCCGAGCGUUGGGAGAGCCAAUCACGUUGUUCGGAGAGGGCCCAGCUGACCGGCGUGAGAGGCUGCGCAGCGUUUUGUCCGUGGUCGGUCCAGACGCUCUGAAGAAGUCCAGGAAAGAUGAGGAUAGAGCCAAGAGGUCCCAUGACGAGUGCCAGCAGACGUGGUACCAUGAAGGCCCCGCCUCCCUGAAAGAAGCUCGUUUCUGGCUGGCCAGAUACUCUCUGCCACGGGCGAUGAGGCGUCUGGAAACUGCACGUGCUCAGAAGGAGGUUCCUGAGGCGACAAAGACGAUCCGCCAACAGGAGCUGCACAAAUCCCUGAGGAAUCUGAACAACUUCUGCAGUCAGAUUGGAGAUGAUCGACCAAUCAGCUUCUGCAACUUCAGUCCGGACUCCAAAAUGUUGGCCACAGCGUCUUGGAGCGGUCUGUGUAAGCUGUGGUCCGUCCCUGACUGCACCCUGAUUCGGACCCUGAGAGGACACAACACCAAUGUAGGAGCCAUCGUCUUCCGCCCGCAGGCCGGAGUCUCUCUUGACCAAUCAGACGUCAGCCUGGCCUCCUGUGCUGCUGAUGGGACGGUGAAGCUGUGGAAUCUGGAGAGUGAUGAGCCGGUGGCGGACAUUGAGGGUCACAGUGAUCGGGUCUCUCGGGUUUCCUGGCAUCCCUCUGGAAGAUUCCUAGGAACCACCUGUUAUGACCACUCGUGGCGUUUGUGGGACCUGGUGGUUCAGGAGGAGAUCCUCCAUCAGGAAGGUCACAGUAAAGGAGUUCAUGACAUCAGCUUCCAUCCUGAUGGCUCUCUGGCUGCUACAGGAGGGCUGGAUGCGUUCGGCAGGGUUUGGGACCUAAGGACGGGACGCUGCGUGGUUUUCCUUGAGGGACACUUGAAGGAGAUAUACAGUGUUCACUUCAGUCCCAACGGGUCAGCGCAUCACACACCAGCCAAUCAUACUGCAAUUAGCAGAGAUCCAGCCAAUCCGAGGAGUGAUCUUAAUUUAACUAUGGCAAAGUGUCCCUGCCAAAAAAGAGUCAUUCAAAGAUAUUUAAAAACGUUGAUGGUCCAGUUGAAACUGGACAUUUUGUGGAUUUACUGGUUGGUUUCUGCUUCGCUGAGAAUUGUGUAGUUCCCUGUAGAAUUUAAGUCUAAACCGGACCUUUGUGGUUUUAUUGGUUUGUU